CAAUUUGCACAUGCGGUCCAUUGUUCUUAAUAUUAGAGAUUAAAUUUGAUAGCCCUAGUUAAACCUACAGUGAAUUUGUUAAUUACUACUUAUAUACUUACAUACUAGCUUAACCUAAAUUGAACUAAAGCUAGAAAGGGUUACACCUAAUCGUACCGUAAAGGGCGUUGAUUGAAAGGCCAUUGUGUAUUUAACAAAGCGCCACUGAAAUUUUGAAGCACGAAAAUAUAGCUGUUCGAAAUCAGUGUGCGGUCUUUCAUUUCUCGGCGCCAACAAUCUUCAAAAUUUCAUCGUGCAAAUGACGAACCCAGGCGGAGAUGCGGAUUUACGGCAUGGCAACUGUUCUGCCUGCGAUAAUCCGGACGCCGAUCGAAAUUAUGUGCAGUGUGACACAUGUGAUUCAUGGUGGCACUUUUCGUGCGUCAAUGUGACGGAAUCCAUUAGCGACCGAUCAUGGAUAUGCCACAAUUGCGUUGGAUCGCCACAACAGAACCAACACGUGGCGACAGGGAAUACCUCUCCGAACGGUUCCACUACCAGUAUGCAGCGUGAUCUCGCCCUGCUGAAACAACGUCAGGAGCUUGAGCGACAACGGAUGGAACAUGAACUGCAAAAGAAAUUUCUGGACGAACAGUUGGAACUGAUGGACAAGGCGAUUGCUUCCCGAAGUCGGGAAAGUGGUCGUGAAAGCGGAGGACUGGUAGCCGAUGUCCCCAACGGUAACCCGGAGCAAGAAAGUGGCGCGGUGGGAGGUGAUCCGAACUCACCAGCAGCCGCUCAGCCCGCGGACAACCGUAAUCUGGUAGAUGCAGUUCAUGGUUUGGAAAGGCAGUUGGAACGGUGCCAGUUGCAAGCCGUUCCAGGCAGAGAGGAAAUCGAAGACCUAAGGCGUCAGCUACAGCAGUGUAAAAGGCAACUCGGAUUAGACCCAACCGAGUGGAGCAUCAGUCCGCCGAUCGGUCAGCAUCGGUACAGUUUUCCAAAUCCAUCCGGGGACCAAUACCAAGGUAACCAGCAGCCUAGAAACCUGGGUGCCAACAAGAAAACCUAUUCAACUGAGGUUGGUAUUGCAGGUAAGAGUAGCUUUAAUGAAAGUGGUUCCCUCAAUAAAGUAUACGGUGGUAAUGUCCCUCAUAAGUCCUCCACGAUUCCCUACGAUACGAUUCCCCUUACCAGGGACCAACAGUGGUAUCGAACAAACUCCUUUCGAUAG
Molecule: messenger RNA, 1213 nt
Organism: Aedes albopictus (Asian tiger mosquito)
Lineage: Eukaryota; Metazoa; Arthropoda; Insecta; Diptera; Culicidae
Exons: 2
Coding region: 299-1213 (304 amino acids)
Source: RefSeq, a predicted model, not a curated record